This is a messenger RNA of Podospora anserina S mat+, 1866 nucleotides long. RefSeq lists its product as uncharacterized. The record is from RefSeq and is a predicted model, not a curated record. NCBI's taxonomy places the organism in Eukaryota, Fungi, Ascomycota, Sordariomycetes, Sordariales, Podosporaceae. The coding region runs from base 1 to 1866 and encodes 621 amino acids. The transcript is spliced from 8 exons.
AUGAAAGUCGUCAUUCUCUCCGCUCUUGCGGCCGUAGCGACCGCCGUUGAACUCUCGACCAACCUCAACUACCACAGUCCCUCUACCCGUCACUCCAACCUCGGGAUCGACCUCCCCACCGUCCAGCGCCGCACCCUCAAGCGCGACUCGGUCCCGUACUCUCCCGAUGAUCUGAACUUCACCCACGGUAUAGCCUCUGGAGACCCCUACCCAACAAGUGUCAUCCUCUGGACCCGCGUCGCUCCGUCUUUAGCGUCCGACCUCGGCAACAUCACGGUCGAAGGCAACGUCCUACUCUACUCUCACGAAACAAAGCGAUACAUCAAAGCUAAUCCCAAUCCCAUCUAUGUCGAUUGGGCUGUUUGGCCUGCCACAUCCUCCAAUGCUACCGGGUGGAAGCGUCAAGGGAAUGAGACUGUGGUUGCCAGCGGCAGGGCGUACACCACGAGCGACAUUGACUUCACUAUCAAAGUCGAGGCUGGGGGUUUGAGCCCGUUUACUGAGUAUAACUACCAGUUCACCAUUUGUGGGUCGGACAAGAAGAGUAGGAUUGGCAAAACAAAGACGACGCCGGAUAAAAAUAACAAUAUUAGCGAGGUGAAGUUGGCCGUGUUCAGUUACAGCAACUUUCCAAACGGGUACUUUAACGCGUAUGGGAAUGCUGCGAGGAAGGGAGGGUUGGACUAUGUGAUCCAUCUUGGAAAUUACAUCUACGAGAGUGCCGGUAGCGGCGAGAGGGCACAUGAUCCCCCGCGCGUGACCUUUACGUUGGGUAACUAUCGGACUCGUCAUGGCCAGUACCGAACCGACCCGGAUCUCCAGCUCUUAGCAACAAAUCACCCCUGGAUUCCUACAUGGGAUGAUCACGAGGUGGCGAAUAAUGGCUACCGAGAUGGGUUCAGUGCGCUCAACAACACCGAGGCUUCGUUCCGCCAAGGUGGCCGGAUGGUUAGUAUCGACCAGAGAAAGAUAAAUGCUGUCAGGGCGUAUUUUGAGUGGAUACCUAUCAGACAGGUAGAUCUAGACGACAAUCUCCGCAUCUGGCGGUCGUUUGAACUGGGCAACCUCGCAGAUCUUCUCAUUUUGGACACGAGAAACUACGACCGGAGCAUCACUUCCCUCGGCUGGAACGACGCCUACAUUGAGCUCAUCCGCGAUGAGGCCUCCCGGUCUCUCAUGGGCGGAAGACAGGAGAGCUGGUUCUAUCGUACUCUGAAAGAGUCCAAGGAUAGGGGUGCCAAGUGGAGGAUCAUAGGCAGCCAAGUUAUUUUUUCUGGUGCGGAUGGAGCUGGUGCUGACACUUGGGGCGGAUAUACCGCCAACCGUAACCGCACUCUGCAAACUCUCAUCGACAAUGACAUCGACAACAAUGUCUUCCUCGCCGGUGAUAGCCAUCGUAAUCAGGUCGCCGACGUCACAUGGCUAGGCGAGUUGGAUUACAACCCUGCCACCGGGUCAGGCUCCCUAGGUGUAGAAUUCGCUGGUACAGCUGUCAGCUCAAGUGGUCGGGCCGGUCCGAUCAGUGCUGCCAACACUUACGCCCGAAAUAGAGUGAGGGAUACCGACGUGCUUCAGUGGCAUGAGGGGUACUAUAGGGGAUAUUUUGUCUUGUCUGUGCAAAAGGACAAGGUUACGGCUGGUUUCUUUGGAUCACCCACGGUUGCAACGAGGAAUCCUUGGGAACUACCCCUGGCGAAUUUGACUAUUCUUUCGGGAGAAAACAAACUCUCCCGCCCUGUAGCUGGCGGGAAGGUAGAGGCUGGGUUUGCAAAGGGGGGAACUACCACGGGGACCAACCUGACUUUGAACACUGAGACGAAGAAGUGGGAAGUGAUCGGCUUCGAUGACAUGUUUAUUUCUCGUUGA